Messenger RNA from Mesocricetus auratus (golden hamster), 2496 nucleotides. Its product is annotated as phenazine biosynthesis-like domain-containing protein 1. Gene Ontology annotation, cellular component: cytoplasm. Gene Ontology annotation, biological process: biosynthetic process. Bases 177 to 1043 code for a protein of 288 amino acids. NCBI's taxonomy places the organism in Eukaryota, Metazoa, Chordata, Mammalia, Rodentia, Cricetidae. Gene Ontology annotation, molecular function: isomerase activity. The transcript is spliced from 9 exons. The record is from RefSeq and is a predicted model, not a curated record.
GUCCGUAGAAGGGGUUACACCAGAAUAAUUGUUUGCCUUUGUAUCUGGGAAAGUAUUAACUGUGUGCAUGUGUGCACCAGUAAAUCAUUAACUUUCUGGCUUUUGUUUUGGAACAACAGGAAGGGAAGCAGGCUGCCAGCUAGGCUGAGACCUUGCAGACAGAGCGGGUGAGGAAAAUGAAACUCCCGAUUUUCAUAGCAGAUGCCUUCACGGCCACAGCUUUCAGGGGCAAUCCUGCUGCUGUCUGCCUCCUGGAAAAUACACUGGCUGAAGAUGCCCAUCAACAAAUUGCAAGGGAAAUGAACCUCUCCGAAACGGCUUUCAUCAGGAAACUGCAACCAAGUGACAACUUCACACAAAGUUCCUGCUUUGGACUAAGGUGGUUUACACCAGUGAAUGAGGUUCCUCUGUGUGGCCACGCCACCCUGGCCUCUGCGGCUGUGCUGUUUCACAAAAUAAAGAACACGAACAGCACUCUAACCUUUGCCACCAUGAGUGGGGAACUAAGGGCCAGAAGAGCAGAGGACGGGAUUGUCCUGGACUUUCCUCUCUACCCAGCCUUCCCCCAGGACUUCCGUGAAGUGGAAGACUUGAUAAAGGCAGCCAUAGGUGACACCCUGGUCCAGGAUAUCCGCUACUCUCCAGAUACCCGAAAACUCCUAGUCCGACUCAGCGACUCUUACAACAGGUCCUUUCUAGAGACCCUAAAGGUGAACACAGAGCCUCUGCCUCAAAUUGAAAAGACAGGGAAGGUGAAAGGACUCAUUCUUACUCUCAGAGGAGAGCCUGAGGGGCAGACACCCCAAUAUGACUUCUACUCCCGGUACUUUGCACCGUGGGUUGGUUUGCCUGAAGACCCGGUAACAGGAUCAGCGCAUACUGUUCUCAGCAGUUACUGGUCCCAGCAGCUUGGGAAGAAAGAGAUGCGAGCCUUUCAGUGUUCCCGCCGAGGAGGGGAACUGGACAUUUCCCUGCGGCCUGAUGGACGAGUUGACAUGAAGGGUGGCGCUGCUAUUGUCUUAGAGGGCACGCUGACAGUCUAGAGACACUUGUGCUGGGCUGUGGCCACUGCUGAUCACAGUGUUUUCUCCAUACCAAAACCAAAACCCAGCCCAAACCAACGACAAAUUCCCAGAGCUUGCUUCAGCAAGCCCACCGAGCAGUGCCCUCAACCCUCGUGUGAAGACCAGAAAGGGAAGGCAGCGGAUGGAGGUGAGACCGCAUCUCCAGACUCCUCAGCUGGUGAAGGGCUCUGGCCUCUGCCUGUGUGUCUUCAGGAACUCGGCAGGGAGUGACAGGGAUCCAUGCUGUCACUUCUUUUUGUUUCGUUUUGGUUUUGGUUUUCAAGACUGGGUUUCUCUGCAUAGGUUUGGACCCUAAAACUAACUCUUGUAGACCAGGCUGGUCUCAAACUCACAGAGAUCCUACUGCCUCUGCCUCCCAAAUGUAGGGAUUAAAAGGCGUGCACCAUCAACGCCUGGGCACUGUCACUUCUUUUGAUUAUGACUGCCAACCAAAGUGAGAAAUCCAUUGAUAAGGAGCCAGCCGAGGCCCCUUAAAUUUGGAGGCCAUACCUGACAGAGUAUUUCACAGCUGUUCAUAAGAAUUAGUAGCUUGUGGAAAUGCAGUGUUGAUAAUUUUUGGUUGUGAGCCUAGCCUUUAACGACUGAGCUAUCCCUCCAGCCCUGCAGUGUUGAUAAAAUCCCUUCCCUGUGGGCGUGGACCACAUAAACAUUUCCUUCCCAUCCUCUGAGUUUCCAAAGACAAACUGAGGUACAAUGCCACCAAGUUCCCCCAGGGCACCGCUUAGCUAUUGGGUGUGCUCCCCUGAAAUGUAGUACCCAGAAACGCUUUUAUCUAGCAACGCUGAUGACUUUCCUGUAGCAGCAUAGAUGGAGCCCUAUGCCCUCAGUCGUUGCUGGCCUAUAUCCCCUAGCCUCUUGCGGGGCUACGUGCGAUUAGGGCAACAUUAGGCUAGAUACCCAGGUGAGGGUCCCAUGACCUCCCCACCCCUCUAAGUGAAGGAACCCAGCUGGGAUGGUCAUGUGUAAAUGAGACAGCUGAACUCCUGAAGAUUGCAGUUUGCUUGGCUCAGAGUACCAUCCUGAGUGACACGCAGGAAAACAUCUCACGAUGUAAUAACACUAAGACGAAUAGACUGAAAACUGUUAGGGAGGCCGUCCUGAGACAGUGGGGUAUUUGGAUCAGUAUGAGCUGUGAAGAUAGCAAAAUGAAACAGUUCAUGUUGGGGGACAAUGCAAUUUCAGUGUAGCUAAAACAAACAAAACCAGUGAUUUGGGGGCUAGCAAGAUGUCUGAGUAGCUAAAACACUUGCCGUGGAGGCCGACAACCUGAGUUCGAUUCCUGGGACCCACACAGUAGAAGCAGAACCAACCCCUGCAUGUUGUCCUCUGACUUACACACACAUAGGUGCUGUAGAAGGCAUACACCCACGUGUAUACAAAAACAAACAUGCAAUAAAAAUAAUUUUCUUUA